AUGGAAGAUUACUCAAAGUAUACCCAUAGUCCUGCCCAUCUGGCGGUUGUGCUUCAUGAUCAUGCUGCUCUUAGGCGAAUCGUUAUGGACCUUCCUCUCUUAGCCAAGGCUGGUGAGGUUACUAACGAGGCUGAGUCUUUGGAAGCCGAGGCUCGUGCUGAUGCUGUCACCGCAGUCAUUGAUCGCCGCGAUGUUCCUGGCCGUGAAACCCCUUUGCAUCUUGCUGUUCGUCUACGAGACCCAAUCUCUGCUGAGAUUUUGAUGUCUGCUGGAGCAGAUUGGAGCCUGCAAAACGAGAAUGGCUGGAGUGCACUACAAGAAGCGGUUUGCACUAGAGAAGAGGCGAUUGCUUUGAUUAUUGCACGCCACUACCAGCCUCUUGCUUGGGCCAAAUGGUGUCGGAGGCUUCCUCGGAUAACUGCUUCAGCGUCUCGUAUCCGUGAUUUUUACAUGGAGAUAACCUUUCAUUUUGAGAGUUCCGUUAUUCCUUUUAUCAGUCGUAUUGCCCCCUCAGACACCUACCGGAUAUGGAAGCGAGGUUCAAAUCUCCGUGCUGAUAUGACCCUUGCAGGUUUUGAUGGGUUCCGCAUCCAGCGAUCAGAUCAGACAUUUCUUUUUCUAGGAGAGGGUUACACGUCUGAUGAUGGGAAAAUAUCACUAUCUCCUGGUUCUUUGAUUGUUCUUUCUCACAAGGAAAAAGAAGUGACAAACGCUUUGGAGGGAGCAGGAACCCAACCGACAGAAACGGAAGUUGCUCAUGAAGUGGCACAAAUGUCUCAGACUAACAUGUAUAGGCCUGGCAUUGAUGUCACUCAAGCUGAUUUAGUUCCUCAAUCGAAUUGGAGACGGCAAGAGAGGACAGAAAUGGUCGGGAGUUGGAAAGCAAAAGUGUAUGACAUGCUUCACGUGAUGGUGAGCGUGAAAUCAAGAAGGGUUCCAGGUGCAAUGACUGACGAGGAACUGUUUGCUGUUGAUGAAGAGAGAGUGACAAAUGGCGCCGAGAAUGAUGGUUUUGAAGAUGUAUUAACGCCUGAGGAAAGAAUGCAAUUGGAUUCUGCUCUUCGGAUGGGGAACUCCGAUGCUGUUGAAGAUGAAGAGAAUGACGUUAGCAAUCAGCAGGAAAAUGGUUCAGGAGGAGAAGCCAAUGGUGCUCCUGUCAAGGAGAAGAAAGGAUACAACAACAAAGCUCAAGAAAGGCUCAAAGAGGAUGUUGGAGAUGGCAAGAAGGCAAAGGACAAAGGCGGUGCCAAAAAGAAAAAGAGUGAGAGCGAAUACAAGAAAGGGUUAAGACCUGUAUUGUGGUUAACACCUGAUUUCCCUCUCAAGACAGAAGAGCUUCUUCCGCUUCUCGACAUAUUAGCCAAUAAGGUCAAAGCCGUGAGGAGACUCAGAGAGCUCCUUACCACAAAGCUUCCCACAGGAACAUUCCCUGUCAAGCUUGCGAUCCCCAUUAUUCCAACCGUCCGUGUUCUUGUCACUUUUACUAAAUUCGAAGAGCUCCAACCGUCCGAGGAAUUCUCAACGCCUCCUUCUAGCCCGGUUUUCCAUGAUGCAAAGUCAUCAGAAGGCCAAUCAUCAGCAUCAUGGAUGUCGUGGAUGAAAGGUACUCGUGGUGGUGGCCAAUCAAGUGACAGCGACAGUAACCGUUACAAGGACAAUGAAGCUGAUCCUUUCAUCAUACCAUCGGAUUACACAUGGGUCGACUCAGCUGAGAAGAAACGCCGAAUGAAAGCCAAGAAAGCUCGAAUCAGGAAGAACAGGAAACAAGGUGCUCCGAAGCCCGGCAACUCUGGUUCCCGUUCCAAUCAAGAACCGGAACAAUAA
This is a messenger RNA of Arabis nemorensis, 1824 nucleotides long. The record is from the annotation of a GenBank genome assembly. NCBI's taxonomy places the organism in Eukaryota, Viridiplantae, Streptophyta, Magnoliopsida, Brassicales, Brassicaceae.